Somion occarium is the source of this 658-nucleotide messenger RNA. Lineage: Eukaryota; Fungi; Basidiomycota; Agaricomycetes; Polyporales; Cerrenaceae. The record is from the annotation of a GenBank genome assembly.
CAUGUACUUUACGCGUUGAAAGCUCUCCGUAGACUUUAUUCUAUUAGUUUCUACUCAGCUCUGCUCACCGAGUCUGUAUGACCCACUAGGUUGGCUCUCAUGGUUCCUCGCACACGAGGAUGUCGCUUCCCGAGUUGGAUCUUUUUAUGCGUCGCUGAAUGCAACAAACUUGCACGUGUAAAAUUACACGAACGUACAAUACAGCCAAGUACGCAAAUACAGUACGAUGAAGAUUGCCUCUGCCUCUCCGAGCUUCAUGUGAGAUCAAUCACAUCGUCUGUAUUGUAUGUUGUCCUCCGCUUCUUCGCUGGAGGUUGUCCAACCGAUCCUUGGGUGGUGGGUGGCAUAAGCCCAGAUCCUAUCCUGAAGACGGACGUCCCACCGACGUUACCGUACGGUGUUACCAUACCGGUGGGGACCUGUGCGGCGGGUGGCCGUGCGAAGUUACUGGGUCCUGGCACAGAGCAGCAGCAGUACUCGACCCAGCUCGUGGUUGCAUAUUCUGAGGGGCGUGGUGAACGUUCACGACCUUUUGGCCCCGAAGUAAUGUGGUGAUCGAGUCGUAGUGUGGUCCAAGGAUACGCUUCAACUCAGCUUCGUCAGUACUGAUGGUCUUCAAUAUAUCUGCACCUUUAGCUUGUUCAGCUUUCCAUCGUAG